Messenger RNA from Rosa rugosa (rugosa rose), 900 nucleotides. RefSeq names its product alpha carbonic anhydrase 7-like. The record is from RefSeq and is a predicted model, not a curated record. The transcript is spliced from 7 exons. Lineage: Eukaryota; Viridiplantae; Streptophyta; Magnoliopsida; Rosales; Rosaceae. Gene Ontology annotation, molecular function: zinc ion binding; carbonate dehydratase activity. Bases 1 to 900 code for a protein of 299 amino acids.
AUGGUUAAAUCAAAGAAAUUCCAUCUUCAGUUCUUUGCUUUCACUCUUUUUCUUCUGUCCUGGCACCCCAUCAGACCCGUCAGAGGCCAAGGAGUGGAAGAAAUAGAGUAUGAUAAUAGGCAAGGGAGCCUUUUUGGUGCAGUGGAAGAAAUAGAGUAUGAUAAUAGGCAAGGGAGCCUUUUUGGUGCAGUGGAAGUAAUGGAGUAUGAUUAUAGGCAAGGGAGCCCCAAGGGACCAGAGCACUGGGGAGAGCUCAACGAAGAAUUGGAGCAAUGCAAAGAUGGAAAAUUACAAUCGCCAAUAGAUUUGUUCUAUUCGAAUGCUAGAAAAGCAAUCUCAAGAGUAGAUGAUCUUAACAUGAGCUAUAAGCCUUCAAAAGCAACUAUGAAGCAUGAACACCAUGCUAUUUCGAUUCAAUGGGAGGGUGAUGCUGGAUCAAUUCAAAUAAAUGGCACUGAUUACUUGCUCAAAAGAUGUCAUUGGCACAGAUCCUCUGAACAUUUCAUUAAUGGCAGAAGUUAUGAUUUGGAAUUGCACAUGGUUCACCAAAGCCAGAACAACGAUGUGGCUGUAGUCGCAUUCCUAUACCAAAGUGGCAAUCCCGAUCCUUUCCUGUCAAAGAUAAGCAACGAUGUAUCCUCCCUAAGUGUUACAAAGGAGGCACGCUUGGGAGUGAUUAAUCCAAGUUUAAUAAAAUGGCCAAGCUCACGAUUUUAUAGAUAUAUAGGCUCACUCACGGCCCCUCCUUGCACUGAAGGAGUUAUUUGGAGCGUAAGCGAAGAGGUACGUUCUGUUUCAAAACAACAGCUGGGGCUAAUUGAACAAGUCGAUCGUGGGAUGAAUGCAAGACCAUUACAGCCUCUCAACAAUCGAGACAUCACGCUCUUUGGUCCGCAGUAG